AUGGAUUCUGAAUAUCAACAACGUGUCCCACCUACUGCUUCAAAUAGACGACGUCGUGAAUUGGAUGUAGACCAUGAACGGGGACGAGGGCGUGGGCGAGGACGAGGCCAAGGUCGUGGUCGAGGUCGUGAUCCAGUUUCGGUAGAAUAUGAUAUUCCCAGUGCCAGUCAAAGUCGGGACCGAAGCCAAAGACGAGUUGAAGGUUAUGAUAUGCCUGACAUUGCUGUGGAGGAUACCUCUUUACCUGAUUCUCCUCCUAUCCAGGAAGAGUACCUUACUCAUGCUUUUCCAGGUGGACUGACUGAUCCGUCAAUACUACGGAGUUUCAAUAGUCAUGUGGCUGCAGUUAUUUGGCACGGGGAGUUAGCUCGUUGCACUUAUCGGUUCGUCAACAAGCUUCUAAUCUCCAGUUUUGUUGAGAGAUGGCAACCUGAGACGAACACAUUUCACAUGACAGUUGCUGAGAUGACCUUGACCCUGGAUGAUGUUGGCGCUAUUCUUGGCCUUCCCAUUGUAGGCAAAUCAGUCAGCAUACCAGAUGUGACAGAUCAUCAUGGAGUUACAUUACUCGUUUAUGGCUUGGGGAUUACUGAACGUGCAGCACAUGAAGAGGUUUCUUCUGCUGGUGGCAAUUCAGUCAGGCUUGAAUGGUUGCGAAGUCAACUUGCUGGUGUCACAGAUUCAGACCCCGAGGAGGCUAUACAGUGCGCUGCAAGAGCUUAUUUAUUGUUUCUGUUGGGAUGUACACUCUUCAGUGACAAGAGUGGCGGCAAGGUUAUUUGGGAUCCAUACCACAGCUGCAGAGACCGGCAUCCAUGUAACCCGGUUACGUUCUACCAUGGAUGCUUAAAGUGCUUAGACGUUGUUGAACCCUAUCAUCCAGAUAGAGUUUUGAGGCAGUUUGGCAGGGUUCAAACCAUCCCAGAUGCACUGCUAGCUCCCAGUCGUGGUGUGUGA
Camellia sinensis is the source of this 957-nucleotide messenger RNA. The record is from RefSeq and is a predicted model, not a curated record. NCBI's taxonomy places the organism in Eukaryota, Viridiplantae, Streptophyta, Magnoliopsida, Ericales, Theaceae.